AUGACCUGCUCCCAACAGCGCCUGCCGCAACUACAGCUCCACUGGGCGCUGCGUUUCUCCGCCUACAAGAAGCUAAUGCGUUUUGGAAACUACUGGUACGGAACUACUGGUGCUUCCGGCAUUGUUACCAAGCUACCAUUUGGAUUAUUUUUGAAAUAUAGUGCCAAUAUUGAAUGCGUUCGAAAUGAAUUCAACGCUCUUGAUGUUGUUGGCAAGAAUACAGGCGUACCCGUGCCACGUGCGUUGGACUUUGCAUCCAAGUGGAUUACAGGCAACAGCGAACUUCUUCCUCAGGGCUAUUACAGAUCGUAUAUGCUUACUUCUGAGUUGCCGGGAGCCGCAUUAUCGCUUUGCAUGGAUGCAAUCUCAGAUGCUGACUACCAGCGAAUUCAGCUACAACUCCAAGCCUACGUCAGCCAGAUACGGGAUAUCCCCAAGACGGUCAACCCUGAUUUCGCCAUCUGCGAUACCCGAGGGGAGGCUUGCCGAGACCCCCGGAUCGGAGAUUUCACACCGAUUGGUCCGUUUAAAGAUGAAGCCGCCUUUAGUCAGGAGCUGCGCUUCCCGGACGAGCCAAGCCGACGAGGCCAUAAAAUCGUCUUUACGCACGCUGAUCUCAAUCCCCGUAACAUCAUUGUCAACCAAGUCAAGGAUGCAACGGGUACGCUGCACUGGGAGGUCUCCGGAAUCGUGGACUGGGAGGCGGCCGGCUACUACCCAGAGUACUGGGACUGCACAAAGUCCAUGUUUGAGGGGUUCCGGUGGCCACGUAGGCACAAUGAUACUAUGAAGCGUGUCUUUGCAAAAUUUGGAGACUAUUCGGCUGAGCUAGAGCUGGAGACAAAAGCCUGGGAAUCAGGCGACGGCGUCUAA
Messenger RNA from Beauveria bassiana ARSEF 2860, 873 nucleotides. Its product is annotated as Phosphotransferase family protein. The transcript has 2 exons. Bases 1 to 873 code for a protein of 290 amino acids. The record is from RefSeq and is a predicted model, not a curated record. Lineage: Eukaryota; Fungi; Ascomycota; Sordariomycetes; Hypocreales; Cordycipitaceae.